UCGCUUACCUUGUUAUUAAUUUUGAACAAUCUGGAUUAAUUUCCGUGCUGCAAAGUAGAAUUGGACAAUUGAGAGCGGGUUAUAAUCACGAAACAAAACAAACCGCACCGAACAGGGGGUGGUUGUACGCAAGCUGAAAUAACGUAAACAAACCUGCAAGCAAGAAACUUAUACGGAUCUUGAGCAAACACGUUGUAUGUGCACACCUUGGAAGAAACGUCAAGCGUGCAAACGUAAACAAGUCGGUUGGCGCGAUUUAAAUGUUUACGUUUUCGUGAAUAAUCCUGUACGCCGCCCGUGUCGGUCCAAUUUGCUUGUUCUCGUUGUGCGUACUGUGUUUCGUCGUAUAAAGCUGCGUAAAAUGCCUCCGAAUCUUAUGCUAUCAGUGAUUAAACUAGGCCAGAAAAGGCAGAAUGAUGAGUUGAAAGAGUUGCUCGAAAAGCUGCCUUCCUCGCAACUAAUCGAUAUGGUUGUUUCGAACAUUGACUCCAUCGACGGGUACACGCUCUGGCACUUCACGCUGCUUGGGCUGGCCAGCUCGGACCGAUGUGCCGGCAAGCGGUUCGAGCUCGUAAUGGCCGUGCUGCAGCACUUGAACGUCGUUGAGCUGUCCACGAAGCAGGUGUUCGAUCUGAUUGCCCGUCUGCUGACCGAUUUGCCCUCACUGACGCCGGAACAGCUGGUCGAGAUCUGCGAACUGUGCAUCGAAUCGAUUCGGGCCGGCGAUCCCAAAUGUCUUACCUGGAAGCAUUUGCUUCCGCAAACGCUACUGCAGCUGUCGGGCAAUUCCGGUCGGCUCAAUGCCAACGGGAUGCUACUGACCGGUGCCGAAUACCGGCAGAAGGUGCUGGAGGAAAUCUUCAAGAUGAAGCUGCAGCUCGCCAUCCUGACGGCGCUGUGUGGCAUGUUUCGCGAUCUGACGCUCUCGAAGGACGAGACAAGCAUCUUUGUGACGAAAGUGUCGGACAGCCUGAAGAACAUCGAACCGUUGGAGCUUCCGCCGCUGGCAUGCCAGCUGUUUCACGUCUGCCUAAAGCAUCCGUCGCUGCUGGUUGUGCCGCUGAUGGCGCUGCAGAAGUACUUCCACAAAAACUACUACAAAAAGGUGCUGUCGAAUGAAAACAGCGAUACGACGGACUUUGAUAGUAUUGAUCGCUACUCUGAUAGCGAGAUCCGGGAGGCGGAAGAAACCAUCCUGUUCCAUCUCUCGAACGUAACCGAGUUCCGGGUCGACGAAGCGCAAACGGUGGCAAUGUUUAAACCGUUUCAAAACAACCCGGAAGUGCUGCUGACGCCCUUUCUGGUCGGGGCGCUGCUUGCGAUGAGCAAAAUUAACCGCCAACCGGACACCACCGAUGUCGUGUCCUCGCCCAUAAUGGCUUUCCUCAUCAAGCUGAUAGCGAUCAGCGAGCAGGAGCGAGAAAUGUGCAGCCAGUCCGCGUGGUGCCGUGGACGCAUCGAACCAUCCGUUAUAGCGCGCAUCGAUCAGCUGUUCAGUAUUCUGACGGAGAACAGCCAGGAGGGGAAGGAGGUGGUAACGCCCGGGCUUAUUAAUUUUGCUUUCGCGCUACUGCUCGCAAAAAAGCAACCGAAACUGCACGGCAUAGCGAUCAACUUCUUUCAGCUCUUCAUCAAGCGCCGCUUUAUCUUCGGCAGCGGGAUUAUUGCGAAAAUUAAAAAGUAUCUUUUUGCCGACCUGGAGGAAUCGCAGUUUAACACGUGCUUGACGACGCUCAGCUUAACGAACGCACUCACCGUGUCGGAGUGUACGAACACGAUACAAUUCAUCAUGGAUUAUUUGCUGCUGAUUAAUGGAACGCAUGCAAUGCGGUUUAUGGCAUUCAUCUUUCCGCUGCUGCGAAUUUCGCAUACAAUACGCGAUCGCUACAUCGAAGUGCUGCGGAAAGCGAUGUACAAUGGUGAAACUUCCACCCGUAUAAUGGGUGUGUUUGGGUUCUGUUCGUUGCUGAAGCAACUGAAAAACAAUAAUGCCCGCCGUUCGAUUAUGGGCAGCGGUGGUGGCAACUACACGCAGCUAACCAUCUCCGGCAUGUCGCUGCUCUCCCAGGCCGUCUAUGGAUCGCAGAACAAUCCGAACGUACAUUUCGACAUGCUAACGCUGGAAAUAAUGGGCAUGCUGCGAAAAUGCUUCACCCAAACGCUGGAGGUGCGGCAGAUGCUGUACGAAGCACUCGGAAGGGCCGUUGAGUUCAACACGCAGCUGCUGCCGCACGUGCUGCAGUUCAUUGACUGGCACUUUGAAACCUUUUUUGCAGAGAAUCCCAAAGAAUCGUUCCGCAUCGACUUUGACAAGUGCGUCCGGUACAAGGGUGAGAUGGGCGAGGACUACUAUUCCGCGGACGAACAGCGGCCCAUAGUGGUGUAUGACAAUGUGGGACGCUUGACAGCGUUCAUGGUGCACUGUGUGGUGCUUUGCGAUCAGCAUGACGUUCAGCAUGAUACGGGUGCGGUCCGGAGCACGUUGCAGCUUGUUGUCGAACGGAUCGAUAAUCUGAGCGUCGAUGAUCUGGGCAUAGCUGGUACGCUGGAUGCGAAGAGUCUGGUCAUUGCAACCCAAUACUUAAACAUGCUCGAAGCUGCGAUGGCAUAUUGCGCAUACAAAACGCAGCCCGACAACGUGCUGUUGCGCGAUUUCGUACGGCUGUUCAAACAUCAUCAACAUUGUGUUGAGAAAUUUAAGAAAAUGGAGCCGAAAAAAGGAAACAAAAAACAAAUUUCAGAAGCUUCAGCCAACGCAUCAACGUUGAACGCCUCUUCCAAGACAGGAAUUUCGUUUAAACCAGAAAAUAUUUGGGACUUGGCCACUGUUGAGAGAAUGCUCCACAUUUCGCUUGAUACCAUGACCAAUUACGGCAAGGAAGAAGAUCUAAAAAUAUUCCGCGGCAAUCGCGAUCUGCAGCAGUACAUACUGAAGAUUGCGUGCCAAAAGCUGGAAAGCUUGCGCUCCAUGCCGGACUAUUGGCAGGUGAACCAUAGCAAACGCAUAUUUGGCCAUUUGGCCGAAUGCACAAAGCUGGUGUACGAUCGUUGCAUCAAGAAAACGACCGAGCUGAUCGGUAACGGUGGCCUCCUGGUAGCACAAGCCGCCGUAGAAUGCUUCCGGCAGGGUCUUAUCUCGGCCGUCGAGCUAUAUGAACGGAAGUUCAACGAUUUUCUGCAGCUGAUAUGUUGCACGAUUGGACCAUCCUUCAAGAAAGAGUUGUUUGCGCAACUGCAAACGAUCGUAGACGAAUGCUUCAAAGAGGGAUCCGAACCGGAACCGAUCGGGGAGAAAAUCGUCGUGGGUUUGCUGCAGUGCCUCGAGCUGCUGUACAAAUCGUCCGUUGCUAAUCAAGACCACCUGGCGCAGGGGUACGAUUGGUUGCAAAAUUUCUGCAUCAACACCAAGCUGAAGCAGAAAUCGUUUGCUAUCAUUCAUCGGCUGUUGUUUGAUUUGCGCAUUCGCACACAAACGGGAGCGUACUUUGAUUCGAUAGCGAUGCGUUUGGAGCUUAAGUUUGGCCAGAUUGCAGCAGAAGAGACGAGCCCGCUGUUUUACUUUAAAUCGAUCACUUCCGCCACGGCCGAACCGACGUUCCACUAUCUGUGUGCGAUCUUUCGGCAGCAGUUGGAAGAAAUCGAGCAUCUGAUUCUGCGCACCAAUAGUCUUAUGAUACGUUUGAAAGUGUUUGGAUUGGACGAUACGGAUGAGACAUCCCAACUGCUAAAGUCCAUCGAACGAUCGAUCUGCUCUCAGUUGGUGCACAUUCUCGGAUCGCUGACACAUUUGUGCAAUGCAAAUUUGCCUCUCGGAGCGACGAUGGAUGCGCUGAUCAAACUGUUGCUUUCGGUUUACGGGUGUCUGGCCAACUUAAGCAAACAUUUUCUGGCUCGCCACGCAAUUGUACCGAUUUCUUACGACGUUACUAAGUUUAAUUUAGUGGUGAAAUCAUCCAAACCACUUGCUUCAAAGAUUUACGACCUGAUUCCAUUCGUCGAGGAGAACAUUAUCGGGCAGGACGAAGGGGACGAACCGGUAAACUCGGCGAAAGCGAAAUCAAACCGCGAUAAGGUGCUGCGGCAGACAAAACUGAUCCCCAAGCUGGUGUUUCGCAUUGAAACGUUCAACAAAAUCGUGAUGCAGCUGAGCAAGAAAACGAAGAAAGAUUUAACCUACCUGCUGCACAUGGGCACGGUGCGCGAUUUUCGCAUCAAAACGUCUGCACUGGUAGAGGCCAUCCAGCGGACAGUGACGGACCGAACGGAGAUGGACGAGGACGAGGAAGCAGUUGAACCACAGCUGGACCCGGACAACGCCGACGACGAUGAUGAUGAUGGUGAAGGAAGCAUCAAUCAUACGGCCUGUUCGAAUCGUUCAGAGGUUACGGGUGCCGUCAAGCAAACGAGAGCUAACAAAACGUCCCUGAGUGCGGAAGCGCUGGCGUUGAAAAAUUUAGCCAAACUUAACGAACGCACCAGAAAGGCGGCGAAAAAACGUGCCUUGGAGCACGCAAGUGAAGAGGUGGAAUUGGACCCACCGGUGGCGAGUAAAAAAGCCAAAGCGGGCAAUAGGAAGGCAGCAUCGGGCUCGAAAAUAAACAAACGUGCGCUGGAGGACGCUGGUGCCGUACAGAAUGUGGAAAAUGUGGAGCCUGGCGUGCAGCCUGUUGCGCGAACACGUACGCUAGGGUUGCCAAGGCGAAGCGCUAGAAAAAAUGAUACAUAAUGAAGAUGGAAACAUAGAAUGGCACAUUGUGCUACAAAAUCCAUGGCACAAGGUAACGAAUAAAUGGAAAAUUGAACUUCUAGAUAUGUUCAAAAGAAUUAAAAAAAAAAUAUCGAAAAACUCGUAACUAUGUGUGACAAAGUAUACAUACGUAAGUAUACAUGUGGCAGUAAUGGGCAUUUCAUAAUAAUCAUACAAUUGUAUUUAUCCGUUCUUGGUUCUUUAUUACGAUGAAGAUGAAACUAAAAUGAGAGUAGGCAUAAUUUACAGGAGUAAACCUGAACCCCUGUAACAGUUGACAGGUUACUUUAGUAGUAUUAGUAAGGAUCGAUCUUGCCCAAUACUUAAAACAAACCCUGCCAAACACUAAUGUACUCUGUUACGCUAUUAGAAUGGUAUCUGUUAGUCUGAUGCUGUUGGUGUAAUUACAAUACACCGAUAAAACUAGGCUAAAGUUCUUGUACACAUUGACAACACUGCGUUAUAAUCUCUAUACUGUCAGCACUGUGGCACCAUAGAGACGAUCUUUGCAGGAGCUUGUUGUGCCUUACAGGUCGAAUUUACCCUCGGACUGUGCUGUGCGUGCCAAAUAAUUUCGCUGUGUAAAAUAUACGAAUAAUCCUUAAAAAAAAGCCAACAAUGAGUGACGCGGUGUGCAGAUUGUGUUUGCGUGACGUCGAUCCAGACGAUAGUGGCUCCUCCGUAUUGGACGCAGCAUUCCAAAAGGCACUUGCAGCUGUGUUUAGGUUUAAGAUAAAGUUCAAUGAGGAUUUACCUGAGUACACCUGCAAGCAAUGUUCGUGGAACGUAUUAGAUUUUCACAGCUACAGCGAGAUAGUGAAAAACAAUCAGGAAAAGCUUCUCCAGGAUACGUUGCAAACGAAUCGAUCAAAUAACACCUUCACCGAAGACUCCUUCGAAGGCUUCGAAGAUCAGGGUAUAGAAGAAAAUGGACUAGAAAAAUCAAGCUCAAUGAAAACGGUUGAAGAAAACGGUCACAUUGUUUCCGAUAAGAAGCGGGAUCUGGACCACAGUGAAAUAACGAGCGAAUAUCUGAUGGACUGUGAAACAACGACAAGCCUAGUGGAUGGUGCUGCUGACAAACUUUGCUCGGUUCUAGUGUGUGAAGAGUUCAUAAUCUCUAAUCUAAAUAAUGAAAACGAUUCAUCGAACAGCGAUACAGUCGAAACACCCAUCGAAAGGGAUAUCCUUACUGCCGAUGACCGUUUGAUACUAGCGGGUGAUGGCAAUGAGGAACGUGAAAUUCAUGACGCAAAUGCAAAACGAAAACGUGUAAAUAGUCCUAAAGAUAAGGAUACUGCCUCGGCAACAAACGGUUUGAAAUUACAUCAAGAACCGUCGGCUUGCAAAACUGACGAAUCGUACGCCUGCGAAGAUUGUGGAAAAACAUUCGAAACCAAAUGGCAAUCUGAAUAUCAUAGCCAGAAGCAUCAUACCACCGUAAAGUGUCCCUGUUGCAACAAGUCUAUACUGGCGAAGGAACUUAAUUCACACAUACUGACCCAUCAGCGAGACUUUCGGUGUAGUUUAUGUAAAAAUAAUUUUUUAAGCAAAUAUGCGUACCGAAAACAUGUCUGUGAAUCUGUGUAAAAUGGGUGAUGCUAGCAAGGGAGUUUGUUGAGACUCGUUUUUUUAUUAAAAACUUGAAAAGUAAAAUAAAAUUUUGUAUGUAACGAGUAGGCAAGCGGACGGAUAGCACCGUA
Anopheles gambiae (African malaria mosquito) is the source of this 6450-nucleotide messenger RNA. RefSeq names its product Fanconi anemia group I protein homolog (gene FANCI). Gene Ontology annotation, biological process: DNA repair. The record is from RefSeq and is a predicted model, not a curated record. Gene Ontology annotation, molecular function: DNA polymerase binding. Lineage: Eukaryota; Metazoa; Arthropoda; Insecta; Diptera; Culicidae. The coding region runs from base 197 to 4726 and encodes 1509 amino acids. The transcript is spliced from 14 exons.